GGCGUCCUUAGCAGUCACACAUGGCGGGUUAUGUCAAAAGUGAAAGGAAGAUUAAAUAAAGUAUUAACCGUUAAUUUUGAGAGGAUUUCGUCUUAACAUGGGUGAAGAUUAAGGAAUUAUGUCUGUUUUACAGGUAUACCUGAGCUGGGCCAACUCGGUGCUCAGCGGGCGUGGUGGAGGUUUGUCUUGCCCUAAGGUGGGGACAAUCCAGGAGGGCAAGGUCAUCUGCCAGCUCAUAGACACGCUUUGUCCUGAUGUCGACCUUCAGGAAAAGGCUGAGCAAGGAGGAACUCCGACGCCCCAGAAUUACCUAAGGACAGCCCUAGACCAUAUGAGAAGUCAUGGCAUCAAGUUUCACUUUACCCCUCAGGACUGGAAGAAAUGGCUUCAAAAUAUUUUGGAUGGUGACAUUAAAUCGAUUUUAGACGUGCUGUGGCUUAUCAUACUCAACUAUUCGGUGCAUUCAAUAGGCAGCAGUCCGUAUCAGCGUAGUGUGGGUAUCGGCAAGAAGUUACUCCUCGAUUGGUGUCAGAGGGAACUCAAUGAAGAGUUCGAUCCACAAAGCACUCUCAGUUAUAACCUGUGUACUGGAGAUUGGUUUUUAAAGCUUUUGGCACGAAAUUCUGACUGCCCAUUGAAUGAUAACCUUGAAAGGGAACAGAACUUGAGGACUCAACUUGGUGCCAUAGAAGCGAAGUAUGGAAUAAAACAGACCCUCAUAAACCCGGCAGACAUUACAGAAGGAACAGUUGAUGAGCACACAUUGAUGAUAUACAUCUCCCUUCUCAGGCUAAAGAUUGGAGAUACUGUUGACUGUUUGAAAUCGCCAAGUGAUAUAUCGUUUCAUUCGUCAGAGAAGUCUCAACUUGACGAGUCUGUUGAUUCAAAACCUAAAGACGUUCCUGCCAUCAUACUUUCCCAAGUUAGUGAAGAGAGAACAAGAAGUCCAGACGACUCGUUGCCUGUGCUUGAACCAGUCCAAUCAUCACCCAAGACUGGUUCAUCAAACUCAUCACCUACGCAUUCCCCACCAAGAAAGCGCUCGCCCGAAACGGAUCCAGAGACUUCUGAUUGGAUGUCCCAAUCCUCGGGUUCACCAAUUUCCUCGUUUCAUGAUAGAAUUCAUGAGCCACAUACUCCCGAAGUUUCUCUAGAGGCGGACUAUUUAAUUAAAGAGACAAUUAGUAAACAAGUUGAAGAGGCUUUUAGACCUCGUCCUGAAGGGAUGCAAAACCCGGAUAGUCCUAGUUCACAUGGUAGUAGAAUUCCUGUACGAGUAAAAGACGAUGAACCUCAAAGGUUGAAUGGAAGCCCAAGUAGAUUAGAAGGUGAAAUGAACAAAGAACAAAGUGUUUCUAGUAGGAAAAUUACUAUAAAAGUGCAAAGACCUAGAAGUCCAAAUAGUAUUAUGGCUGAAGCUCGUGCUAGACAGGAACAGGAAAGAGAAAGAAAAAAAAGAGAAAAAGGGGAGCAAGAAAAACUAAGGGAAAGAGAAAGAGAUGAACCAGUCAUGACUGGUAGCGCAAGUGAGGGUGGGGAUAUAUCUGAAUCUGGAAUAAGACCGAGGCAUACCUUUGAUACAGAGCCAGUUAAAUCUGAUGAGGAGGAUUUAGUUAGGCCAAAACCUAAUGUACCUAUCUUUUCUCAAAUUAACGGUGAUGGUGUACCUGUUUUCGUGAUGCCAGGAAAGAAACAUGAUAUGGAGUUACUGUUAGAAGCUCUCAGACAUGCAAGGACUGAAGCAAGUGUAAACGAUCAGUUGAUUCAGAGUGGUCCGUCCGAUGAUCCGGAAUUUAGGAAAGUUGUGGAUAAGAAUAUAGAGCAACUCGAAGCUCAGCUGGCUGCUGUGAAAGCUCAGUCUAAAGAAUUGUUUGAUGAAGAUGCUGUUUCGCAUAAGGAAGAAUCAAGGGGUCGAACAAUGAGGAAAGAAUCGCCUCCUUCUAGAAGAAGUGCAGGUAGAAGCCCGCCAAGAGGAAUUCUUGACGUUAUGGCCAAUCAGAAUAUUGAACAUGAGGAAACUUCACCAAAGGUCGUUGAUGAGGAUAGGGAAAGAUCAUCUCCGCAUGGAAUUCUUAGAAAUAGAUUGAGAUCACCUACAGAUCAUGUAAGAAGAUACAACACAGAUAGGGAGAGGGUACGAGAAGGGUCACACAGCCCAGAUAAAAGGCCAAGGUCACCAUUUCAGAAUGGUUUAGAUAUGGAUGGUGAACAAGAUGCUGAUAAGAGAUUGAUUAAGUUUUUAACCAACGAAAUUGAAAAUAUGAAGUUAAAAAUGGCUGUCCUUGAGCAGAAAAGUGAUCGAAAAGAACGGGCUCAGAGUCCAUUUAGUGUUGGGCCCAGGGUUUCCAGUGGGCUUCCAGAUCGAGAGAGAGACAGGAGCCCAGCUCAAAUCAGUUCUCGGGCUCGGGCACGCAUGAGUGAAUAUGGAGAAGGCUACUCUCCUGUAAGGAGGCCAAGAUCAACUGACCUUAUUGGAGAAAUGAGGUCAAGGUCACCAAGAUUUGAUAGUCCACCAAGAACAUCUUCAAGGUCACCCACUAGAUCCCCUGUAAGCAUGUUUAGGUCUAGAACACCGGAUUUCAAUGCAAGGGAGAGAAGUAGAGCUUUAUCACCAUCAGCAAGAGUAUUAAGUUUACAAGAUUUGUCUACCUCCAUAAAUGAUGAUAUUGAUGGUAAUUUAACAUUUUCACCCGCAAGUGGAGCGAGACCUGUGAAUCUCGGAUACAGCAGCCCCAUAAGGAAAGUAAACGAUGAAAUUUGGGGCUAUGGUCAAACAGAUGAAGAGUAUUAUGCCGACACUGCCAAAUAUGAAGAAUGGAAGAAAUUGAUCUCCAGAGAGGCAUGUACUGAUGAAGAUAAUUUAGAACUGAAGCAAGCGUUAGCAUCAGCCCUUGUUGAGUUGAAUAUAGUACAAGCCAAGCUUAAAAACGCUAACUCUGAUAUUAAAAAUAAGAUGGCUAAGACCAACGAUGUGUUGAACGAUUGCCGCGCGCAGAUAUCAAAGUCGCAAGCAGAAAACGCAGACCUGAGAUCGCAAAUUGAGCGGGAAAAAAGCAAGGCAGAGUCACAAGAUUUACGCAUUAGAGAAAUGGAGAAGAAUCUGCAUGAAGCAAAAACGACACAGGAUGACAAAUCUUUGGAGCUGGAAGAAUCGGUCAUUACGUUAAAAGGCAUUGUGGACCUAGACAAGUCACAGAUGUCACAUCUCGAAGAUGAUAACGACAAACUACGGAAACGCAUCUCCGAAUUCCAACGAGAAAAUAUCAAGUUGCGAGAGAUCUCUUCAUAUGCUUUGAAGGACUUCAAUGAACUAAAGAUCUACAAUGACAAAGCCCAAACAACAAUAAAGGAUCUCAGAUCUUGUUUGGAAGAUGCUCGAACAGAAAGAGCACAGCUUGUCGCAGAGGUUAAAAAACUCAAAGAGCAAGAUACUAACCACAAAAUUAACUCUAUCGUCAAUGGCUACACUGAAAAGGGUCUCUAUGAGGCUGCUGAAAAGGAUCAUAUGGUGGAAAGGUCAAGAUCAAGGUCAGUGUCCCCUUCUCCGGCCAGAUUUGCUCAGAGAAGCUCAUCCCCGGUAAUGUCAAGGUCAAUCACCCCUAUGAGGUCAUUUAGUCCAGUUAGAAUUGCUGAACCCAGUUACCCCACUUAUACACCAAUGUCAAGGUCACAGACACCAACUCCUAGUAGUUGUAGUUAUGACGAUGUCUUACCAGGUUUCAAAGAUGGCCAUGAGAUUUAUCCACACAGAAGAACAUUGUCAUAUGUAAAGAAAUUUGGCUCAACCAAUGAUGUUUCUUCUUCUCAAGUUGACCUUGAUGACCCUGAAUUACAAGAAUUUCUUAAACCAAGGGCCAAAUUUGGUUAUGAUCUUGACAAUGAUAACCAGCUAGCAGAAGAAAGUGGCCAUUUUGCAAAAAGGAAACUUUUGUACAGUCCUUAUAUGGAUAAAGACUUCAAACCAAAGUCCCAGCAGAAUGGUUAUGUUAUUGAAAUGGACAAGCCUCUUCCAGAGAGCAAACAUCCAUACCAACACACUAGUCAACAGAGGUUAUCAUUAGAGGAGGAAAUUGAAAGCAAGAAAUUUAUGAUGGCCCUAGAUUCUGCUGUCAAACAAACCCCAGCUCAGCUUGCCCAGCAGCGCUUCCUACAAGAGCUUGACCACUCUGCAACAGAUGAACAACCAUCCCCUGAUCGUUGGCGCAGUCCUUCAAGGGGUAUUCUUAAGAAUACUAAGAGUGCUCAUAACAUGUCCAUCAAGGAAAACAUGCCUCUACGGUCAGUUGAGUCAAGGUCAUAUUCUCCUUCAGUGAGAACAGGCAAAUCCUAUUCUCCUGAUAGAACCCCAAGGUCAUUUACUCCAAAUACAAGGUCAUACACUUCUCAGUCACCUGUAAGUAGGUCAUAUGGCUCUCCGACUGCCCAUAGUGCCCAGUCAAGGUCAUUUUCUCCAGCAACUGAUAGGAAUAGAUCCCAGUCACCAAGAAAUGUAGGUCAAAGAUCCUUCUCACCUGGGUCAAGGUCAUAUUCACCAAAUGAUAAUUACCGAGGCAACACUAUCCGAGACAGCGGCUACAGUACACCAACAUCAUCCAACAAUCGAUAUCGAGUCAACAAUCGACCACGCACACCUACAAGACAAAAUGAAGGCAAGAAACCGACUGGACUUCUUUCUGAUGAAGAACGACGGUAUGCCGAUCUGCUGAUCGAGAAAUAUACAAGGCAACAUAUAAUCAACCUUCCUGUAACCUCUAGUUAGCGUUUAGUGUGGUGUAACCUAGCCAUGAAGUAAUUAAUAUUCAGGAGUGCUACAAGAAAAGCCAUUGUAAUGAACCCAGUGACCUUUGGUGCUGACCUUGACCUUUCAUGACCUUGACUGGAAAAGGUCAUUUCCAUGGCAACAGAACACUGUGGCAGCAGCAUGAUAGAUAAUUUAUUCAUUUCCUUAUUGUUGUAAUAAAAUAUAAAUAUAAAUAGGAUUCAAAAGGAAAAUAUUAAGACAUGUGAUAAAUAUGAUCAUGCAAAAUCUAUGUACAUGUAGAAUAAUUAAGUAGUUUUAAUUGGCUGUUUUCUAAAAUUAAAAUAAUAAUUUUUGAUAGAAUGAUCAAAUAAAUGUAUCGAAUAAUUACAAAUUGACAUCACUAUUUAUUUAUAAAUUGUUUUGUUUUUGUUUAUUUAUUGGCCAGAGUGAGUGGUUUUAGGUACAUUUAAUAUACACAUGUAGAUAAUUAUAUAGCAUUUUUUUAUAGUAUUUUUAUUUUAAAUAGUGUACUUUUGAGCUGCCAUUUGUUUUAGCAUAUUUUAGUUUCUUUAUUUACAAAGCGCAUGUGAUAUAAAUGUUUUAGGUUUGAUCUUCAAAUCAUGAAAUGUUUUCUUUUUUCUUAUUUUUUAUGAAUUAAAAUCAUAAUAGAACUUCAGAUUUGUACUAUUUUGAUUUAGAUUUUUCACAUAGGCACUUUACUAUUCCAACAGUACAGUGUUAGAGUUUGAAAAAAUGCAUGUUUUUAUACACGUCAGCACAUUUUGCACCUGUGAUAUAUGUGUUUGUGAUAUUUGUUAGUGAUAUCUGAUUUAUUGUUAUUGAUAUCUGAUUUAUCGUAAUAAAUUAUCUCUACUUUUGAAUUUUAUUUAUGAUGAGAGUGAGUAAUAUACAGAUUUAUGUAUUCCUGAUAAUGGUAUCAAAAGAAGGGAUAUCUAAAUAUGUGAUAUUUUUGUUCAUGAUAUCUGAGUUAGUGAUAUCUGUGUUGAUGAUUUCUUGCUGUGGAAUCAGGUUAAUGAUAUCUGAUUUAUGAUAUCUAUUUAUAGAAUCACAAAGCGAUAUCAGAUUUAUAAUGGAUAUUUAAAAAAUCAUGUUGGUGAUAUCAGAUUUAUGAUAUCCGUUUAUAGAAUCAUGUUAGUGAUAUCUUAUUUAAGAUAUCUAUUUAUAGAAUAAUGUUUGUGAUAUCUUAUAUGUUAUCCCUUUUGAUAUAUGUAGUUAUGAUAUAUAUUUACAUAUAGAAUUUUCUUAGAGAUAUCAGAUUUAUGAUAUCCUAUUUUAUGGAAUGUAGGUUAGUGAUAUUCUAACAUUAUCUAAGUUAUUGAGUUCAUGUCAAAGUAAGGUAUCGGCAAACACUUUUUGUGUAUUACAGUUCCUACUUUUUUACUGAUUUAGCCAUUUUGGACCGAAAUUUAAACAAAAAAUAAACAAUUUCUGGCAAAGUUUAAAUCGGUCCAGACUGGCUAAUUGUCGUUUUUAAGAAGCCCUGCCCUAUAGAGUUUAAUGCUUAAUACUGAUGCCUAUAUAAGGAUAUAACAAGGUUUUAUAUUUCUUUAAGAUUCACUCAUUCAGAUUUUUUUUUUAAAUUCUACAGCAUCUAUUAUUGUUAUUAUUCCCAUACCUAUUUGCAGCUAAGAGAUCAACGACCUUUAAGAGCUCUUAUAUGAUAUUAGAGUUUUAUACAUUUAACCUUUUUUGUUUUAAAUUUUAUUUAAGGUAUUUAUGGUACAUUCAAAUGCUUUUCGGAUGAAAUGGAUGUUAGUUAUACCAUAAAUCUUGAACCAUCAUUCACAAACAAGAAUUGAUGGUAGAUUAAUCAGUCACACAACUAUGGAAAAUAAAUGGGUCAAUGAUCAAAGUGAUUAAGACAUUUAGGUCAUUGUAAUAAUUAUUUUUCCUUGAUAUUCUUUACAUUAAUCUAUUACUCAUAUAUAAUUGUAACAAAAAUAUAUGUUUUACUAGUAAGUGAUGGUGAUGCUUUUCUAUGUGAAACGGAAUGUAUAUUGAACUGCAGUAUACAUUUUACCAAAACAAAGUCUGUGCUUAAAGAAUAUGCUGACUGCCCCAUGUUAUUGUCCAAUCAAAAGGCUCGAUUUCCAAUUCUUCAUGUGGACAUAAUUUUCCUUUUUCUCUGCCUGUGCAAAAUCGAUAAUCUUUAUCAUCAUCUAAAUAGGUUAGAACUUGCAUCGAAAUUUUCUAUAUGAGUUCUUACAUAUUUAGGAUUUAAAAAAAGCUUUAUAACAAAAUUGAUUUGAAAAGUCAUAAUAAAUAAUUGUACUUAGUAAAGAAAAUGGUUGCACCUUACGAGAAUAAUUGAUCACGUAUUAAAUGGAUUAGUUAAAAUUAACCUAUGUCAUCUUGCACUAAAGUUUUUCUUGUUUGUUAUUGAAAUGUAUGACUAGAGCAGUGAAAGUUCUAAAUGACAUUAAAUAAAUCAGGAGAUAGGACCUUUACGCUUUCAGCCCCUAAUGUGCUGAAUCAUUUAAUGUAUCUUUACCUUUUUUUGCACUCUGGGACUAUUUAAUUUCAAGGAUUUUGGUCAUACCUUGAAUCAUCUAAAAUCUGUGUAAACAUCACAACAAAAUCAGGAUUAAUUGAUUAUUUUUAUUUCCUCAAAGUCAUAUUUAUUUUCGAUGCUUGCUAAAUUUCAAUUCACAAAAAUAUGUAGCAAAAUAAUGAAACAAUGACACUAUAAUAAUUUUUGGAUUAAUAUAAGCCUAAUAAUUUCUAUUUACAACUAUAGUUGACUUAAGGGUCUUUAUUAAACAGCCCCUUGAUGUGUUACAAUUUGAUUAUGUGUACGGUAGUUACAAUUUAAAGGAAAAAUGCAUUGUAAAGUUAUAGAAUUGUUUGUUUGUUUUCGAUUUUGCUUAUAUUUGUUGCCUGUAAUAUUUUAAGCAAAGUAUUUACAUAUUUAUCAUAGAGUAUUAUUUUCUUGCAAAUAAACACGUUUUAGAAAAUAAACUGUUUGAUCUUU
Molecule: messenger RNA, 7733 nt
Organism: Mya arenaria
Lineage: Eukaryota; Metazoa; Mollusca; Bivalvia; Myida; Myidae
Exons: 16
Coding region: 119-4759 (1546 amino acids)
Molecular function (GO): protein binding
Source: RefSeq, a predicted model, not a curated record